Messenger RNA from Planococcus citri (citrus mealybug), 1679 nucleotides. RefSeq lists its product as uncharacterized. The coding region runs from base 28 to 564 and encodes 178 amino acids. The transcript is spliced from 5 exons. The record is from RefSeq and is a predicted model, not a curated record. NCBI's taxonomy places the organism in Eukaryota, Metazoa, Arthropoda, Insecta, Hemiptera, Pseudococcidae.
UCUGCACGUGGCACGCUUUUUCGACGGAUGAUACACCACACAGAUAGCCAAAUUCCAGCACGAAAACUACGAAAUGAAUCUUACGAUUACUUCCUCGAUUUAUUGGGCAAAUACCAAUUCCAGCCACCGCAUCAUCAUCUCCGUUUCUGGUGCAUGCACCAUCGGUGUAAAUGUGGACCACUCCAUUUUCAAUCAAGAGGUCAUCGUCCUCAAUUGUUCGAGUAUCUUGGACUUGGUCAAACGACAGGAGCUGACGAACAUAAUUAUGCUGUCAUUCCCGCCAUCGUCUUUUUGAUAUAUUACUGCACUGAUGGUGUCUUGGUCGUGGGCAGCUUCGAUGAAGAAUUCUUUGUUUGGAUCAGGAGCGGUUCAUUGGACUCCGGAGAGCUUUUUUGGAUUUUAGGAUCAACUUCUAUUUGGGGUUUUUCAAUUUCGGCGGCUAAUAUUUGCGCCAUUUUUCAAUCGCUUCCAACGACAAGUCUGGUUUGCCUGGAGCCAGAACUACUUUUUUCGGAAUUUGCCACUCCUGGAAUGGCUGCUGGAGUUGAAACUAUUGGCUGUUGAUUUGGAAAUUCAUCCGGCGGAGUAACAACGAUUUUUGGAAUCGGGAGUAUGUCUGGUUCAGUUUGGACCAUUUUGUGCACUUUUUUCACGUUGUGUUCUUUAUUUUGCUGUGCAUACUGUUGUUGUUUUUCCGUGUUUUUCUCCCCUUGGUCUUUAUACUUUGAAUUUUCGAAAAUCUUCGUUUUCGGUAAAAUUUCUCCCUUUAUAGUUGCUCGUUUUGGGCUUUUCACCAGUUGUUUGAGUUUCUUCGGUUUGUUUUUCCUCUAAUGUGUGCCCAAAAUUGGUGUAAAUUUGUUUGGUGGUAGAUACGUUUACAUACAUGGCGAUAUACUCAUCUGUGACCGAUUUUUUAAUCAAACUCAAUUUUUUAACUAGAUCUUCUUUUCCUUCCAAUCCUUCGAGAUUUAUUUUAUUUUUUAUUGGAUCGGGGAUUUUGGCUAAUAUUUUUGACAUUAGACCUUCUUUAUCUAGAUGAGUUUCAGCCAAAGUAUCAUACCAUAAUGAGAAGUACUCAAUAUAAUCCGCCAUUGUUUUAAUGUUUUGGGGAGGGCUUGUAUCAAAGAAAUCGAUUGCAGACUGUUUUGCUGAAUGAUCCCAAUAAAGAUUCAAGAAUUCAGCUAUUAGUUUAUCUAAUGUGUCGCAAUCCUGGAGUUUUGAAGUCCAUGCUUGGGUUUUGUAUUCAACACAUGAAAUAAACAACAUUCUUCGAUUUGUUGCUCCCAAGUUUUCUUCAAUAUAUUUUGUUUGGAAUUGCUUCACGAAACGGACCGGAUGGUGGCGAAUUUCUUGGGUAAACAUGGUGGCGCUUUUUCUAAACAGAUCGAUGAAAACCUGCUCAGAUGACGAUUUUACACCGCCUCCACCUGAUGCCACUCUAGCUUCAGCUCCUCUGAGCACAGCAUCCAGUGUUUUUUGCAUCUCCGCUUCAUUCUUUUUCCAUAACUCCAUUCCUUCUUCACCCAUCUUCUUAAAAACUUCCUCUUUGAAUUCACCUAUUGCUGAACCAAUUGCCACAUUCGUUUUUGUGGUCCAAUCUUCGAAUUGUUUAUUGGCAUCUGUUUUUAAAGUGUUUUCAAAUUCUUUUAAUUUCUCAGUAUAUUUCUUUUCAUACUGGU